AUGUCAUUUCAGCUUCACCUUUGACAUGUUUGAAGGAUCACCUUGGAAAGGGUAAAAACUCACCUUAUCCCUGAGUGGUACAUUUUCUUUUUCUCUUUGGAUGGAGUUGUUGGCUGCAACAACCGAUACACUUGGUUGUAUGUUGCUCUUAGACACUCAAGUCACUUCUUGUGAUGCAACUGUGAAAGUGAUGCAAACUGCUUGUUCAUGGAGAUGUUAGUCAGUAGAGAUUGCCCAUGUGAAGUUCCUCUUACUAUUAACCAACAGAGUGACCAUUGCCUCUAUCUAGCUAGUCAUGCACGGAUGCAUCUUGGAAAGGAAUUCUUGAGGUUUGACGCCACGAAUCGCACAACUCUGAGCAGGUUCCACCUAGUUGUGCGUUUCAUUUGGUAAUAUAACACUUACCUAGUAAGUCUGAGGACUCACCACAAAUGACAUGAUAUAAUCCAUGCUACCAUUGGCGACACUUGCAGGGGUGAAUGCUUUUACACCAACUGAAACGAGCCGACAGCCCAACUUUCUUAUAAUGUCGUCGGUCAAUCACAUGGCAUCCCCAAUCGUUGGAUUUGUGCCUUAAAUUAACAAGGCAUAGGAUGUUGCAUUAGUUAGAAACUUGAUUAAAUUUUCAUGUUGUAAUUAUUGAAUUUGAAUUUUAAGAUGAACGAGAAAAAAGUGUGAGAACUGAGAAGCAUAUGGAUAAUUAUUUUUUAUUGUGUUGCUUAUUGUGUUGCUUAUUAUGUAAAAGAGUUUUUUGAAUUUUUAAUUUUAAAGUACAAGUUAAUUAAGUAGAUUUUUUUAU
This is a messenger RNA of Rubroshorea leprosula, 799 nucleotides long. NCBI's taxonomy places the organism in Eukaryota, Viridiplantae, Streptophyta, Magnoliopsida, Malvales, Dipterocarpaceae. The record is from the annotation of a GenBank genome assembly.